UAUAUGUGAUCAUAACCGGAGGCUGUUCGAUUUGUUGUGAUUAGAGUAAUGCUUACGAACUGGUCGUAUCACAAAUACCUCAGGGUACAACACGAGCGAAAUUUUAUGGUGUGAAGCCUCUAUAUAAAAUUCGUUGACUACUCGGUGCAAGGAAGUGCGGGAAACCAACAUUGGAUUAACGUGAAAAUGACCAUGUACCUAGAGAAAAUAUAAUUCUACUCAGUUCAAGUGUGCAAACUCGUUCUAAAAUAGAAAAACCUGGAAAGUCAAAGUAAUGGCUGAUGCACUGGUCAGUUCGGUGGUGAAACUUCACUCGAGUACUACAUGCUUGUUCCUGGUAACGUGUUGGGGGUUGGCGACAUCUGCCUAUUACUUCGGUGACCCCAUCUUGUGCGUGUCGAGGUACGAUGGCUCCGUCAUAGAAGACGACCUAGAGGAAAUGUGUAUCACUUAUUCUUUCAAUACUUCGUCUCUUCAGUCUACAAAAUACUUCCCGCUGCACUACAAAUGGAUGCACUGGAUAUUUUUAAUGCUCGCUCUCAUCUACAAACUGCCGGGGUUCUUUCAAAAAUAUAUAAUGUUCGAGCCAUUUCUAGAAGAUACUUUGGAAAGUAUCGCGCGUCUUCCUGUUGAUUUCGAUCUUCAAGCUGCCCAACUUAAGUUAUCGUUAGGUUACUGGCUUCACAACUAUGGACGUCACGGUGAUCAUCUUGCCCGAAAAAUUUACCUACUUUUCAUAAGUAUGUUUUCCAACUGCUUGGGAUUCUUCGUGAUGAAUCUAUCCUUACAAGGCCAUUAUUAUGCAAAGCUCGUCACAUACUGGCCUUUCAAUCGCGACUACAGAACUUUUCGGGACCCUCUCAGUUCUGUGUUCCCUCCCUUCACCGACUGUGAGUUGACGCCCAAGAUGCAGCUGUGGCUGGGCCGCACCGAGAGGGCUGGAUGUCACCUGCCACUCAUGGAAGCAUACGAGAAAACUGUGCUCAUUUUUUUCGUGUGGCAGAUGAUACUGUUAAUUAUCACGUGCGUCGAAAUCGUGCGACUGAUUUGCUGUGACCGCAUAAUGUCGCUGCGACUUAGAAUGCUCUGCCCGGGAACAUAUAUGAAGUCGCCGCUAAUCCAAAAAUAUGCCAAUGUCAAGUCUGGCGAAAUCUACGCAUUAAGUUUAUUCAGGAAUCUGUUGACCAAGCCGCAGUUGAGAUGCCUCCUCUACGCCAUCGCCAGGGACUAUUUUCAUGAGCACUGAUGGAUGAUUCUGUAGUGACUAAGUUUAAUUGGUAAUAAUCUUUCAUAGACUGCAAUUGUUUUCGAAAAUAUCGCCAUAAGAAAUUGAUGUGUAACCCAUUCCGUAUCACAUUUAAUGCAUAGCUUAUCUAAAUUAUCAGAAGUAUCAAUUGCAAUCGGACGAGCUCUUUCAAAAUUGAUUUUAAAAGUUCCUUAUUAUAUGAACUGUGCCUUAUCACAAUGAUUUUUUUCUCAAAACUGUAUCGAGGUGCUCUAUAAACAUGUGACUAUUGCCGCUUCAGAAGGAAUUUUAAACUUGAUAUUUCUUGUAAAGUCAUAAU
Molecule: messenger RNA, 1565 nt
Organism: Hyalella azteca
Lineage: Eukaryota; Metazoa; Arthropoda; Malacostraca; Amphipoda; Hyalellidae
Exons: 1
Coding region: 275-1246 (323 amino acids)
Source: RefSeq, a predicted model, not a curated record